AUGGCGGAUGAUCAGUUAUCACUUGCCAUCCAUCAAGCUAUAGAUUCGCUUUCCUUAAUGCAGACUCAUGAGGUCGAUAUCGAUUUUCGGGUCAAUAGUAAAGCCACCGUAGAUACACUAAGGUCUCUACAAGUGGAGCAGCGCAACCGAAUAGAAAAGGACUUUGGUCCGCGCUCACCCUCACCAGAUUUCCUUGCGACGCAACUUUUGGCAACUUACCGUGGUGAGGCUGCAUCUUUACACCUUGCUAAGGAAUCUGGUGACCCGAACUAUCCGACCGCUAUAGAAGCAAUGUCUUCUACACAAUGCAGGACUUUCAAAAAGGAAAUGAAGCAGCGUAUUCAUGAGUGGGAGGGAGCUGUACGAGAGGAAACCGGGCAGAAUGAGGUGCCCACACAACAAAAAUCCAUGCUUCGCUCUAUAUAUGAACUCUACAAGGCCACUAAGAGUAAGGUUGUGAUGUUAGACUCUCAGCAGCCGCAGCAGGGACACGUCAGUGGUCGCCGAUCCGGGACGGGGGGUCUUGAGAUUUAUGAUAGCUCACGUUCUUUACCUACCAGUCAACGUGGGAAUGUUUUGAACGAAAGCUCUCUGACAACGGCUGAGCCUUUCUUGCCGCAAUCCGAAGAUGGGGCGACGAAUGAGUCCACCCCUCCGGGCAGUGGCUUUGCUUCAAUGGGCACAGGAAAGUCAGGGCGUGGGAGCGGGUCUCAGCCAGGCGCUGCGGCUUCAUCGUCUGUGCUCGUUCGGGGGGAAAGCAUUAAUUUACCUCGGGUGCACCUUGGUACGACGCCACCUGACCUACUAUCGACUGCGGAGCUUCAGACUGAAAAGCGUCAUAUUAAACAGGUUCUGCAUCGGUUUGAGACAGAAUUUCUCCAUGCGUACGGUGAGCCCCCGAACCGUCAUGACCGACGUAAUUAUUCAUCGGAGUAUCAUCGUUAUGGUGCACUGAAGAAUGAACUGGCUCGUCGAGCGGGAUGGAGUGAAACAGCAACAAUGAUCUCCCAAGUAAGUUCUAAAGAAAAAACUGUGGAAAAGAGCUAA
Messenger RNA from Phytomonas sp. Hart1, 1047 nucleotides. NCBI's taxonomy places the organism in Eukaryota, Euglenozoa, Kinetoplastea, Trypanosomatida, Trypanosomatidae. The record is from the annotation of a GenBank genome assembly.